Messenger RNA from Dromaius novaehollandiae (emu), 2005 nucleotides. RefSeq names its product phosphoglucomutase 3 (gene PGM3). The record is from RefSeq and is a predicted model, not a curated record. Gene Ontology annotation, biological process: UDP-N-acetylglucosamine biosynthetic process; hemopoiesis; carbohydrate metabolic process. The coding region runs from base 248 to 1882 and encodes 544 amino acids. The transcript has 12 exons. Gene Ontology annotation, molecular function: phosphoacetylglucosamine mutase activity; magnesium ion binding. Lineage: Eukaryota; Metazoa; Chordata; Aves; Casuariiformes; Dromaiidae.
GUCGGCCGCGCGUGCGCGCUGGGAGGGGCGGGGCGGGUGCGCGGGCGGGGAGUGGCCGUUGGGAUCGCGCGGAGGAGCGGUCGUUGUGCGGGCGGUCGUGGCGCGGCUCCCCCCCGCAGGGGUGUGAACGGCGUUUGCGUUGACUCCGGGCUAAGAGACCUACGGGCUUCCCGCUGAAAUACCCACAAAACGCGUUGCGUUGGCUGGGCCCCUCUCCCUGGUAGCUGUACUCCUUCCUUCCCUAGAGAUGGAUUUCGCAGUGGUUAAAAAAUCCUCGGCGUUGCACCCUAAGCCCGCCGGGCUCGCUCUUCAGUACGGCACCGCCGGGUUCCGCACCGAGGCAGAGCGGCUCGAUCAUGUCAUGUUCCGCAUGGGCUUACUGGCGGUCCUCAGGUCCCGAGCCACCGCCUCCACCAUUGGCGUCAUGGUCACCGCAUCUCACAAUCCUGAGGAAGAUAAUGGUGUAAAGCUGAUUGAUCCUCAUGGUGAAAUGUUGCAUCCUUUGUGGGAAGAAUAUGCUACACAGCUAGCAAAUGCAGAGGAGCAAGAAUUACAGAAAGUAAUGACUGAAAUCUGCCAAAAAGAAGCGGUGGACCUACACAAAGAUGCUUUGGUUUUUAUUGGUAGAGACACCAGACCAAGCAGCAAGAAACUUUCCCAAUCAGUGAUAGAUGGCAUCUCUGUUCUAGGUGGACAGUACCAUGAUUAUGGUCUGGUGACAACACCACAGCUACACUACAUGGUCUGCUGUCAAAACACCCAAGGACAGUAUGGGAAAGCAACACUGGAAGGUUAUUACCAAAAACUGUCCAAGGCUUUUGUAGAACUGAUCAAACAGGCUAAUUCUAGCAGCUCUGGAGAUAGUCAAAGGCAUCUGAAGAUUGACUGUGCCAAUGGAAUAGGAGCUCUGAAACUAAUGGAAAUGGAGCGCUACUUCCCAAAGGAGGUACUAAUUCACCUCUAUAAUGAUGGAACCAAGGAGAAGCUUAAUCACUUAUGCGGUGCAGAUUAUGUAAAAGUUCAUCAGAAACCACCUACAGGACUAGAUAUGAAGCCUAAUGAGAGAUGCUGCUCACUUGAUGGAGAUGCAGAUAGGAUUGUUUAUUACUAUAAGGAUACAGCUGACCAUUUUCAUCUAAUUGAUGGAGAUAAAAUAGCAACUUUAAUUAGUAUCUUCCUUAAAGAACUUCUUGUCAAGGUGGAACAGACUUUGAAGAUGGCAGUGAUACAGACGGCAUAUGCCAACGGGAGUUCAACACGCUACCUUGAGGAAACAAUGAAGGUACCUGUUCACUGUGUCAAAACAGGAGUGAAACACCUACAUCACAAGGCCCAGGAGUUCGAUGUUGGUGUGUACUUUGAGGCAAAUGGACACGGCACAGUAUUAUUUAGUAAAGCUGCUGAAACUAAAAUAAGACAACUGGCAAAAGAGGAAAAAGAUGAUGAAAGAAGAGAAGCAGCAAAGAUGCUUGAAAACACGAUUGACCUGUUCAAUCAGACAGUUGGCGAUGCUAUCUCAGACAUGCUGGUUAUUGAAGCAAUCCUGGCUUUGAAAGGUCUUACCAUGCAACAGUGGGAUGCCAUCUACACUGACCUUCCAAAUCGGCUACUCAAAGUUCAGGUUGCAGACAGGCACCUUAUUGACACAACAGAUGCAGAAAGGCAUGUGGUUGCACCCCCAGGACUACAAGAGAAAAUUGAUGCACUUGUAAAGAAGUACAAAUCAGCACGAGCAUUUGUCCGUCCAUCAGGAACAGAAGAUAUAGUUAGGAUAUAUGCUGAAGCAGACAAACAGGAGAAUGCUGAUGCCCUUGCCCAUGAAGUAAGCCUGGCUGUUUACCAUCUCGCUGGUGGAGUAGGAACACCACCCCAGCCUGUAUAACAAAGGAUACAACUGCAGUUAAAGUUCCUAACCUGAUUUAGUCAAUAUUACUUUAUUAUUUGUUAGUGUGGACAUACCAAGCCAUUCUUGAUUGUAAAAGGGAUUAAAUGGGACUGAGCACAA